GAAAAGUUCGCAACUAGCCGGUUCAGUUGAUAUAAACACGUUCGAAGAACACAAUCAAAGAUGUAUCUAUCAAAUAUGUUUUCUCAAUUUUUUUACGUAAUCUUAUUUUUCGUGGUUUUUCUUCGCACCACGACGAUUACCGCGUCUCCAGUAAGCGAUGAAUCGGAAGAUUCCUUAAAAACAUCACUCUUUUGCGAUGAAAACGAAAAAAAAGUGUGUGUACCUUAUUAUAUGUGUAACCCUACUACAAAUACGAUUAUUCCAUCGUCAGCUUAUUACAACUAUGAUAUGGCAGAACCUGUAAAUCAUUUUAUUAAUUUAAAGAAUGAAGGGAAUAAAUGUCCAAACAUAUUGGAUAAAUGUUGUAAACAAGAAGAAUUACCCCCCAACACCGAAGCUGCACCUAUAUCAAGUACUUUUCUUAAUUCACAUAAAGUAAAUUCGUCACAACUUAGUUAUUGUGGAAUAAGAAAUCCUCACGGCCUCGGUUUUACCAUCACAGGUGAUGAUGGGGGCGAAGCUCAAUACGGGGAAUUUCCUUGGGUUCUUGCAAUUUUAAAAACUGAUUAUAAUCCAGCCGUGGAUGAAUCUUCAUCGAUUUGUGGUGGAUCAUUAAUUUCGCCGCAAGUUGUUUUAACUGCAGCUCACUGUGUUGAAAAUUAUUUAGGUAAAUUGGAUAAAAUAAAAGUGCGUGCUGGCGAAUGGGAUACAUCAACCGACGCAGAAUUAUAUCCGAAACAAGAACGUGGUGUUUCAAAAAUAAUUACACACAUAAACUAUAAUGCUGACACUUUAGAAAAUGAUUUAACUUUAAUUUUUCUUGAUAAACCAUAUACUCGAGCUGCGAAUGUAGGCACGAUUUGUUUGCCGUUAUACAAACAAGUUGCGAACUCAAUGAAUUGUUUCACCGGUGGAUGGGGAAAAACAGAUUUUGAUAAUAACGCAAGUUAUGCAAACAUUUUAAAGAAAAUCGAAUUACCUAUUGUGCCGCCUAAUGUUUGUCAAGCUGUAUUGCGCAAAAAUGGACUUGGACCUAAUUACAUCCUUCCCGACACUCUUAUUUGCGCCGGGGAAUAUGGUAAAGAUGCUUGUAAGGGUGAUGGAGGAAGCCCAUUGAUUUGUCCAGACCCAAAUAAUCCAAAGAGAUACGUUCAAGUUGGUAUUGUAGUGGGGGGAAUAGAGUGCUUUAAAGCUCCAGGACUUUAUGCAGAUGUAGCCGGCGCUAGACAUUGGAUUGAUGCCAUAAUGGCUCAAGAAGGUUAUAAUACAAUUCCUUAUUCAAAAUGAAGAAAUUCAUAAAAAUGUAAUCAACCUUGAUGAUAAUAAAAAGUUCGAUUUAUCCUA
Messenger RNA from Onthophagus taurus, 1344 nucleotides. Its product is annotated as phenoloxidase-activating factor 2-like. Gene Ontology annotation, molecular function: serine-type endopeptidase activity. The record is from RefSeq and is a predicted model, not a curated record. NCBI's taxonomy places the organism in Eukaryota, Metazoa, Arthropoda, Insecta, Coleoptera, Scarabaeidae. Gene Ontology annotation, biological process: proteolysis.